Molecule: messenger RNA, 558 nt
Organism: Schistosoma mattheei
Lineage: Eukaryota; Metazoa; Platyhelminthes; Trematoda; Strigeidida; Schistosomatidae
Source: the annotation of a GenBank genome assembly
AUGAGGUUGAGUACAUGUGCUGAUUGUAGGUUCAUGUCAACUGCUUCCAAAAUCACUCUAGGAGUUUCGUGUCUCUUUACAUUGUCGACAUUUGCAGGUGUACAUAUUUCUCAAGCUCUUGAACGUGAAAAGCUCGGUGAGAACGUGCGCCGUGAAAUAGAACGUGAAAUCCAAGAAGAAAAAGUUCCGUAUUACCUACCAGUGAUGAACAACUCGAUGGCUCUAAGUGAUACAAAACUAGUAUCUGAUGAACAUUGUCUUUCUGUCAGCGUUUCAUUCGACAAUCCAAGCUUCGCAGAAGUUGCCAUGCGCUCACUUUCCGUGGAUCCUUCUCCUCCACGAUCUACAGUUAAAGAACAAUUAAAUCAAAAGGGGUCCGACCUCAUCUGUACAUUUUUCGCCCCUGUGAGUGUUAGCAAUAGAAACCAGCAGUUACGAAAAUUGCGUAUUGCUGUUAACAGCUGGCUUGAUAAUGUCAUUUUGGUCUCAGAAACAAUCAGUGCGUUUGGAACAAUGGACUCAAAUUUUACAUCUGAGCGAGCUAUUAAUGGCUUUUAA